UCGGGAGUUGAUGUGCUCAGGCCGCCCGCCACCUGCAGUCAAGAAUCAAUAAUGCUGUACGGUCCGGUACGGAGUAGCCCUCACCACUCGCGUAGCGUCCAAUACUCCAAUUCGCAUUGCACCAUUUCGAAAAUCUGGACCACUACAGUAUCCUCCCAGAGGAUACUUGAGUCUCUCGUCAGACUCUUUCGAUGUCUCAUCACAGUCGAAUGCCAACGAUACUGCCUUUGGACCACCCGCCAUGCCAGUGCCUCUCGAUUGGCAUCUCAACGGCGGGUCGGCGACACGCGCGUUGUGCUCAGCACGCUCGCUUCCAACAAGCGGCGGUUGUUGGUCCCUCGAUCGGACCACAGGACGAUGCGGUACAAAGCGGAUACUCGACCACAGGCCCAAAACCCGCUUGCUCGAGGUACCGUUCGUGGGAGGCGCUCGUACCGCUUGCCAACAGGACUACCGUUGGAGCGACCUGAUCUCGUCCCUUUCCCGUCGGCGCUAUCCCUGCUCGUUUUCCACCUUCCCCAUGCGAUGGCGUGGAUGGCUGAGGACACGCGCCCAAUGGGAGCCGACGCCGGUGUCGUUAGCUUGUCUCGAAUGUCCCGUUGAUGGACGUGGGCUUGAGCCUUUAAUCAUAACCGCACCAACGCACGCCACAGACGAGAUUUGGAGCUCUAGCGAGACGACGAUGCACAACGGCCCAGGCUCUGGGGAUAUCGAUACCAUCAACAUUAAGUAGUCAGUACCGAUUUCGUGCACAAUUCGAAAGCCUUCUUGAUGCCUUCGAUGGUAUGAUGGCGCAGCCGCGCAGGGCUGGCGGAAACCUGCCAGUGCUGUUAUUGUCCCAGUACCGG
Messenger RNA from Colletotrichum phormii, 848 nucleotides. RefSeq lists its product as uncharacterized. The coding region runs from base 52 to 603 and encodes 183 amino acids. The transcript has a single exon. The record is from RefSeq and is a predicted model, not a curated record. NCBI's taxonomy places the organism in Eukaryota, Fungi, Ascomycota, Sordariomycetes, Glomerellales, Glomerellaceae.